CGGGUCAGGCACUCUUGAGGUAGGUAUAAUAUGGCGCAUCUAUGGCGGUUCGCAUUGUCUUUCCCACCACCCUCAUCGCUUCCAGCAUCAACCCUGAAACGUCUCACAGCUCAUAUCGUAGAGCAAGAGCAUUGCUAUAGGCAUCGGCGACUUGGACAGCCGAGCUUCAAUUUGCCUAUUGCGCUAUCAGUGAUUACUACGUUACCAUCGACAUUUACCAGCAGCGAAGCUGGCUUCCCUCUUUUCUUUCAAUGAGUUUGCGCCCUCCUCCCGUCCCGUCUCACGUCCGACCUCUCAACUCUUCCUCUUGUGCGCCUUCCUCAAUUUCAACUUGGACUGCUUGUCAACAACGGACAACUUCAGACGAUUGAGCCAAAUGAUUAUAGAAGCACGGUAUAACGAAAUGAAGGAAAAAAUGCAGGUCAUCAAGGACCUGUACCUUAGCCGACACUAUACGCAAUGCGCCAUGUUCAGCGAGCGAUUAUUGAGCGAGGUACACGACGAGAUACACCCACUCCAUCUGGCAUAUCUCAAUUUCUACACUGCACUAUCCCACGACACUCUAGCUCGAGAAGCGACACUGAAGAACCGCUACACAGAACUCAGCCUAGCUGAGAAGCACUACAGCGCCGCCAUUUCUGUUCUUAGCCCGUACAAUAUACAAAAGCUCCAGGACGAGCAGCUAGCGUCACCUCUGUCGACUACGUCAAACGAAGACCGAAUCUGGAAACGACGCUCGUCAAACGCUGACUCUGUCGACUCCAGCAUAAGUUCAACCUCUUCCAACACAGAGAUCCGCGAUCUAGAUCCAGACCUCACGCCCAAGCGACUAGCUCAAAGUCGGUACGCUCGACGAACCCAAGAAGUCAGACCAAACCUUACCACAAUCUCCAAUCUGCUGAAGCCUCGAAACGCCAUGAUCGCACCCUUAUCCCUGCGACCUCAGACAACCCAUGAGUACCAACUCGCAGCUGACACCUCCGUCUUUGUGCGCAUGAUGGAGGGUCAUCUCGCCAGCGUCCAGGAGCUCAAAGAGAAAACUGAUGUGCCUGUCGUCCACCUCACAUUCCCAUCGCCACGACUAUCCCGCACGAUCUCGACACCGAGGACUAGUCACUUGUUUAAUGACAAGGAUGCGGAAGUUGUGCGGCAGAGCAGGAGGGCGAUCAAGUUCCGCCCACGGUUCGAUCCUACGAGCGUACAGCGAUCUUGUAGUGAGGCGCUCGCAGAGCUCUCGUAGAUGCCUGUGGGACAACACCUUGUGCCUUUCUAACCCGCACCCUUCGAUACGCCUAAAUCUCCUACAUCUAUAUCGUAUCCCUACUUUCCUUGUACAGUUCAGCCUUCCACUAUUUAUACCCGGCUUUCUUUGGGUGGUUUUCUGCUUGAGUCUCAUGGAUGCUUGACGCGUUCCUUGGGUUCUAGUCUUCGCAUAUUGCAGUUGCUAGCCUUCUUGCCUCUACUUCCAUGUUUGUAUUAGUAAUGUGUUCUCGUAUGUCUGAAACGCGAUGUAUAGUUAAAGUGGU
Messenger RNA from Cucurbitaria berberidis CBS 394.84, 1526 nucleotides. RefSeq lists its product as uncharacterized. Bases 377 to 1240 code for a protein of 287 amino acids. The record is from RefSeq and is a predicted model, not a curated record. NCBI's taxonomy places the organism in Eukaryota, Fungi, Ascomycota, Dothideomycetes, Pleosporales, Cucurbitariaceae. The transcript is spliced from 2 exons.